Dicentrarchus labrax (European seabass) is the source of this 4344-nucleotide messenger RNA. Its product is annotated as zinc finger Y-chromosomal protein 1. Gene Ontology annotation, biological process: regulation of transcription by RNA polymerase II. Gene Ontology annotation, molecular function: DNA-binding transcription activator activity, RNA polymerase II-specific; metal ion binding; RNA polymerase II cis-regulatory region sequence-specific DNA binding. Gene Ontology annotation, cellular component: nucleus. The coding region runs from base 458 to 2698 and encodes 746 amino acids. The transcript is spliced from 8 exons. NCBI's taxonomy places the organism in Eukaryota, Metazoa, Chordata, Actinopteri, Moronidae. The record is from RefSeq and is a predicted model, not a curated record.
GUCCCAUCACCAGCUACACCAACCCUGGGGGCACAAGCUAAUUAGAAAUGAACAGUGCGGUGCACGUAUGAACACCACCCGUCUGAACCGCGGUGCUCAGAUUAUGGCCUGUUUGGUGCCUGCCGGUGUGAUUUCCACCACAACCCUUCCGCAUUUUCCUGCUGCUCUCGGGCUGUGACGUGUCGUGCUGACGGCGGCCUCGGAGCUGGAGGAGCGGGGGGCUGUAGCAUGACAAGAUCUGGCUCCAGACGUCCUGCUUUGCUUUCAGCAGAGCUCCAGAAACAACCCCUAACCCCUCCUUCUCUGCUCCUCACCGGCCCGCCCAAAUAACACAAAAUUCCCGACUGAAUCCUGCCCGAGUCUGGGGGAACCAGGCGGCCUGGGAAGCCGAGGAGCGGACGGAGGCCAUCCCUGCAGCAUACAUCUGCUCUUCAGUAACAAAUGCAGUGCGAGGACAAUGGAUGAGGAUGUCACCAGGCUUGCCAUACAUUCUGAGGAGCCUAAAAUAAUAUUACACGGAUCGGAUGAGGGUGGUGCCGGUGGGCAGGAGUUUGUUGUGGAGCUUCAAGAGACUGUGUUGGUGUCAGAAGGCGAGGGGGAAGGCAUGGCAGUUCACAGGUUUGCCCCAGAUGAGCUAGUCAUCCAGGAUGCUGUUGAGGAUGUGGUUUCUGAGUAUGUGCACUGCGAUGAAGAUGAAGAUGUCGCUGUAGAAACCUGUGUGAUGGCUCUGGAGGGCGAGGAGGAGGGUGUUGCCAUGGGAGACAUCCCUGAAGAUGGGCUGGACCCAGAGCAGCAGGAGGACGACCAAGAUGGCUGUGGAGAUUAUCUAAUGAUAUCCUUGGACGAAGCUGGAAAAAUGGUGUCCGAGGAUGGAACAGAGGUAACGGUCGAGGGAGCUGUGGAGGACCAGGAAGUGGAGAAGGAUGAGGAUGGACAGGAGGUGAUAAAGGUGUACAUCUUCAAGGCUGAUUCUGGGGAGGAUGACAUGGGAGAAUCUGUUGACAUCAGCGAUGGAGACACAGAGAGCGUGGCGUUAACGGAGUCGUCAGGCCAAACGCUCCGAGAGAAGAUGGUGUACAUGUCCGUCGGGGAUUCUCAUCACAAUCAGGGGAACCACGGUGGGUCCAAGGUGACUGAUGAGGUUUAUAUGGAGGUGGUGGUAGGAGGCGAAGAGCCAGUAACUCACGACCGCUCGUAUGACAGCGUGUCUCUAAGCAAGGACUUCAUGCCUGUGGCCUGGGCAGCUGCUUAUGGUGCAGAGGAUAGCGAGAGUUGUGAAAACCGAAACGGUGCAGCCAGCGCACUGCUGCACAUCGAUGAAUCUGACGGGGUUGAUGAUAUCAAUAGACAACGCAACAAGAAGAGACGGUCAGAGCCUCGCCAGGUACAGACAGCCAUCAUCAUCGGUCCAUAUGGUCAGCCUCUCACCGUUUACCCCUGCAUGCUUUGUGGUAAAAAGUUCAAGUCACGAGGUUUCCUGAAGCGCCACACCAAGAAUCAUCACCAGGAUGUUCUGACCAGGAAAAAGUACCAAUGUACAGACUGUGACUUCACCACCAACAAGAAAGCCAGUCUCCACAACCACAUGGAGGUGCACGCUCUGAGCAGCAAGGCCCCUUUCGAGUGUGAAAUGUGUGGCAAGGAGUUCCACCAGCAGGCGGCGCUGUUCUCUCACAGACUGCAGCACCACCACCGAGAGCCCAAGAACCAGCCGCCUCCACCGCCCACCAAGAUGCAUAAAUGCAAGUUCUGUGACUAUGAAACUGCUGAGCAAGGACUGCUCAAUCGGCACUUGUUGGCCGUUCACAGCAAAAGCUUCCCCCACAUCUGCGUGGAAUGUGGAAAAGGCUUCCGACAUCCUUCAGAGUUGAAGAAACACAUGCGCACGCACACGGGCGAGAAGCCUUACUCCUGCCUGUACUGCGACUACAAGUCGGCCGAUUCGUCUAACCUCAAGACGCACAUCAAGACUAAGCAUAGCAAAGAGAUGCCAUACAAAUGUGAGCGCUGUUUCCAGACCUUUGCGGAGGAGGAGGAGUUAAUGCAGCACGGACUAACACACGAAGAGAAUAAGACCCACCAUUGUGCCCACUGUGAUCACAAAAGUUCCAACUCCAGUGACCUGAAACGCCAUAUAAUAUCUGUUCACACCAAGGACUACCCACACAAAUGUGCCAUCUGUGGUAAAGGCUUCCACCGGCCGUCUGAACUGAAGAAGCACUCGUUAUCCCACCGCACCACCAAGAAACUCCAUCAGUGCCGCCACUGCAACUUUAAAAUUGCAGACCCUUUUGUUCUCAGUCGUCAUAUCUUGUCUGUCCACACAAAGGAGCAACAGGCCUCUCCUGAAAAGAGUGAGGCUAAGAGGACAGAGACGCACACUCCUGUUGCCACACCUAAAAAGUCUGCACCUAGCGGGUCCAGCAGCUCUGGCCCACCUGGCAGAGUCAGUGCAGCCAGCUUAGCCAGCAGUGUGACUGUAGUUAUUGGCAAGGGGCAAAAAGAAAGGAGAAUUUACCAGUGCCAGUACUGUGACUACAGCACCGGGGACGCUUCGGGGUUCAAGCGACACGUGAUUUCCAUUCACACAAAAGACUACCCGCACCGCUGCGAGAUCUGUUCAAAAGGCUUUCGACGACCCUCGGAGAAGAACCAGCAUAUCAUGCGCCACCACAAGGACGUGGUGCAGGCAGAGUGACUCUGACCGAGCCAAAUACUGUGCCACAACAAAGAACAAUGUUGAAGCAACCAUCACACCCCAAUCACUGCACCCUCAGCACGGCACCAUUCACAUUGAAAUAAUGUGGUGUGUGUGCGUGUGCUGCACUUAGUCUGUUCUGUUGUUUUGCUCUUUUUUGAUCCUCAGCCUAAUGUUUGUUCAGAAAUGUAUACACGUGUACAUAACGUUAAUGCUCCGUCAGAGUUAGCAACAGAACCUCUCCGUAGACUUGCACUUUUAACUGCAUGUCCCUUGCUGGUGACAGUGUGCAUGGCAGAUUGUGCAGAUGUCUCUUUGUAGAUAUACAUUUUUUUAAUUUUGCAGGCAACAGUCAGUUGUCAGUCACGAUGGUCCUAAUUAUUUGUCUCAAAACUCAAAAAAACAGUCUCAAAGUGUAAUUUGCAAAACGUUUGCGUCAUUUUGUUAAAAUGUACUAAACACAGCAGUAUGGAUUAACAACCUGUUCCCAGUAGCACUUGCCAUCUUGGUAAAGAUCAUGAUGAAUGCAGUAAUCAAGUCGUACGUGUGUAUGCUUGUGUGUUUGUAUGUGAGCGAGAGAGAAAGAGAGACAGACACAUCUGUUGUGCUUCCUGGUGCUCUGACUCCACCACUCUGUAACAUAGUGCUUUUUGUUGUGUUAACAAAAACACAAGGCUGGCUGUGUACAGCACCCGUAGAAAAGAAACAAUCAUUCUUAGCUUUGUACACAGGGGUCUACGAUCAUGGAAUGAACACAAAAUACACAGUGAAAUAGUGGAUUUGUCAUGGUAGUGAAUAAAAGUUCACAUAUGCACCUAUAUCACCAUGCGGUCAUUACCCCAUCGCUUGAUUAUACACCUGUCCAAUAUUUCAGUUUUAAGUCAGUAAGUGUACUGUAAGUUGCUCAGAACUAGUGCCCAAAGCAGUAGAGAUGAAACCCCGACUGACAGUAUUUUUAAUCUAGUAACGCUACCUGGGGAGUGAAAUCCCAUCAAUUUGAAAGAAAGAAAAAAAGCUGAUUAUUGUGACGAGGAAAAUGUACGUUGUCAAACAUGAUUACUGAUGUUGAGCUGUUUGACACAUGGUUUCUUUUUCUAUGAACUAACUUGUUUUUCAUAUUAAUUGACACAAUAUUUGUUAAAUCAUAGAAAAAGUAUCAUUUAAAAGUAUUGGUGUGAUACUGAUAUUAGGCUGGGUUUAAAAAAAAGUUCACAUCAGUGUCCUAAUAUAACUGUUUGGUCUGAACAGGAAUCCUACAGUAUAUAUGUGGUGCUGCUGUUAUGAAACUAUGGACUGAACUCUUUGUUUUCACCCACACACAGAUGUACUUUUACCAGUAGAAAGGGAAAUGUAUAUCUUUUUAGAUGCAACUUCAGAAGACAGGUGCUGGUGGUGUACUUGUACUAUGGCUUUUUACAUUUUUGUUAUCACCUGUGAUUAUUUCUGUUUUUAUAUUUAUUUCAUUUACAAGUUGUUGUAUAGUUAAGUGUAACUAGACUUCUAUGGGACGUAAAUUAUUGUUUUGUAUACAAAUCUGUACAAAGCGUGUAGAUGUAAACACUUGAUAAAAAGGAAAUCUGAACUGUGUUGUUAUGGAUGUACUUCAGCGUAUUUGUUAAAAAAGGUAAUAAAAGCAAAGUAUUUUA